CACUCACCAACCAUCUUCUCUGUUCCUAAGCUGUCCAAAAUGAUGACCUGGUACACAACUACGUUCAAGGAUCCACUGAUGGCAAGCCCAGAACCCUGGUUCCAGGUCCUCCUCUACCUUGAAGCAUUCCCAUCACUGUUUUUCUUCCCUGUUGCUGCCUACGCCUUCUGGAAAGGGAACUGCAAGUGGAUCCGGACCCCUGUGACGAUCUACGCGACGCACGUAACUACAGCUGUGACCAUUUGCCUGGCCCAUAUCCUGUUUGCCGAUUUCUCCAGUGCCAAGGCUCCCGGCCCACAGACCCUGCGGGAACGCCUGGCCGUGUCUGCUAUCUAUGCCCCUUUCUUGGUGAUUUCCCUCCUGAUGCUGCUGCUUGUACUGUUCAGCCCUGCUUAUCAGCAAGUGGAAAAAAAGAAAAAGAAAUAAAACCAUUGGCCAUUCUCCUUUGGGAAGGAAAAUGUGCAAAUUAGCUUAAGGGAAGUGUGUUUUGUGUUCGGAGGGCAGCAGAUUAUGAACUAGGCCUCGGUGUACCUGUCAGAUGGGAAAUGCUCUCCAGGGGGAUCUCAGAAAAUCACUCUGAAAAAGUGUUAUGCAAUAAAACAGCCUAUUUUUCUCAUAAAA
Python bivittatus (Burmese python) is the source of this 621-nucleotide messenger RNA. Lineage: Eukaryota; Metazoa; Chordata; Lepidosauria; Squamata; Pythonidae. The record is from RefSeq and is a predicted model, not a curated record.